Molecule: messenger RNA, 384 nt
Organism: Epinephelus fuscoguttatus (brown-marbled grouper)
Lineage: Eukaryota; Metazoa; Chordata; Actinopteri; Perciformes; Serranidae
Product: histone H2B 1/2-like
Exons: 1
Coding region: 10-384 (124 amino acids)
Cellular component (GO): nucleosome
Molecular function (GO): DNA binding; protein heterodimerization activity; structural constituent of chromatin
Source: RefSeq, a predicted model, not a curated record
UUGAGCAGGAUGCCUGAAACCACCGUGAAAGCGCCCAAGAAGGGCUCAAAGAAAGCCGUGUCUAAGAGCGUCAGCAAGACCGGCAAGAAAAAGAGGAGGACCAGGAAGGAGAGCUACGCCAUCUACGUGUACAAGGUGCUGAAGCAGGUCCACCCCGACACCGGCAUCUCAUCCAAGGCCAUGGGCAUCAUGAACUCGUUUGUGAGCGACAUCUUUGAGCGCAUCGCCGGUGAGGCCUCCCGUCUGGCUCACUACAACAAGCGCUCCACCAUCACUUCUAGGGAGAUCCAGACUGCCGUCCGCCUGCUGCUGCCCGGGGAGCUGGCCAAGCACGCUGUGUCUGAGGGCACCAAGGCCGUCACCAAGUACACCAGCUCCAAGUAA